AUGGUGACCGCCACAACCCCGCUCUCCAUCUACCCCGACCACUACGACUUCCCCCCCUUCUUCACCAGAUACCCAAACGAAACUACCUGGACCGCCCAACGCACAAUCUGGGCCUCCUUCAUCCUCGACUACUGCCGCCACCACCGUCUCUGGCGCCUGCACGUAUCUGACGCCCUCGAAACCGACCUCUUCUGGAACAAGAAGCUCUCCCGUACCCCCCUCCCCUCCCUUCUUCCUUCUCCUUCACUCUCACCCGCAGACAAGCCGGCUAACGCCGGCGAAACAGGCCGACUAUCCCCCAAGGACGCAGCGGCAAUCCUGGAGUGGAUGGCGGGCGAGGGCAUGAUUGCGUGGGACGGCGCGGCGGCCGUGGUGUAUUGGCGCAGUGCGGAGGAGUGGGCGGAGGCUAUAUAUCAGUGGAUUGAUGCGACGGGGCAGAAGGGGAGUGUGUUGACGCUGUAUGAGAUCUCGGAGGGGGACUUGACGGUUUCUCAAGAGUUCCAUGGCAUUGACCCGUUGAUAUUAAGGAAGGCGCUGGAUGUGCUCGUCAAGAGGGGGAGUGCGCAGGUGUUUGGGAGUGAGGAUGAGAGGGGUGUUAAGUUUUUCUGA
This is a messenger RNA of Morchella sextelata, 609 nucleotides long. RefSeq lists its product as uncharacterized. Gene Ontology annotation, biological process: protein transport to vacuole involved in ubiquitin-dependent protein catabolic process via the multivesicular body sorting pathway. Gene Ontology annotation, molecular function: protein homodimerization activity; structural molecule activity. The coding region runs from base 1 to 609 and encodes 202 amino acids. The transcript is spliced from 3 exons. The record is from RefSeq and is a predicted model, not a curated record. Gene Ontology annotation, cellular component: ESCRT II complex. NCBI's taxonomy places the organism in Eukaryota, Fungi, Ascomycota, Pezizomycetes, Pezizales, Morchellaceae.